GUAGUUGACAUGGAUAUGCAAGCUCAGAUGGAAAAAGCGAAAGAAGACAUGAAAGUCUUGCUAGAAAAUUUUUCAGAUGAACAACUUCAGAGAUAUGAAGGAUAUCGUCGUUCAGCUUUGAAUCGUACCAAUGUGAAAAGAUUAGUAAGCCAAGUGUUAAAUCAGCAAUGUUCACAGACAAUGGCAUUUGUCGUGGCAGGUUUUUCAAAAGUGUACAUAGGUGAAAUAGUAGAAAAAGCUAAAGAAAUAAUGGAAGAAUGGGGGGAUCAAGGAGCGAUUAGACCGGAACAUUUACGAGAAGCACACAGAAGAUAUAAAAAAGAG
Cokeromyces recurvatus is the source of this 324-nucleotide messenger RNA. RefSeq names its product TAFII28-like protein. The record is from RefSeq and is a predicted model, not a curated record. Lineage: Eukaryota; Fungi; Mucoromycota; Mucoromycetes; Mucorales; Mucoraceae. Gene Ontology annotation, molecular function: transcription coactivator activity; protein heterodimerization activity. The transcript has 3 exons. Gene Ontology annotation, cellular component: transcription factor TFIID complex; nucleus. Gene Ontology annotation, biological process: RNA polymerase II preinitiation complex assembly; transcription initiation at RNA polymerase II promoter. The annotation marks the transcript as partial.